UUUCACAGUCACUUCUGCAGAGGAAUAGAAUCCAAGGACCAUGAAUAAGCUGCUGGUCAUCACCGUGCUUGUUGCACUUUUUGCACUCAGUGCUGAAAGCUUCCGUGUGCCAAGGCAGGUUGAUGAGGAAGAGCAAGGGACCAUCACAAAAAUAACAGAUACUGUCAAGUCCUACUAUGCAGGUGCGGUCAACACUGCCAGUGAAUACCUGGAACAGAUCAAAGGCCUGAAGCUGGAGGAGAAGGCAAAGAAUCUUUACACUGAAACUUCCAACAUUAUGAGCACCUAUCUUGGCAUUGCACAGGACCAGCUUUACCAUAUUUUUCACCAUUAAUAGUGAAAAAAAAGUUAUCCAAUGACCUCCACAACGUUACAUGGCUGUGUAAGGACUUUCAACCCCCACAAGAAAGGUUCAGAAUUCAUUUUACAUUCUGUCCUUGGCGAUACUCUCCCCACACGCAAGUGUCAAACUCUCUAACACAAUGGACGAGGUGCAUUUUGUAGCACUUUCUCAAUCCACUGCAUUGGAGGUAAAUAAUCAUAACCACCCAAUGGGGACUUUAGUCCUUUGAAAAACAACUGAGAGCUUGGAAAGAGAAAAUGGACAUGAGAAUUUGGCAAGCACAAGAAAGGGAGCAUUUUAAGAUCUGCUACCACCUGCUGAUAUGCUUGUUUCCUCACAGCACCAUGGCAUCUCUGAAUAAAUUUCAGUGUUU
Molecule: messenger RNA, 716 nt
Organism: Pelmatolapia mariae (spotted tilapia)
Lineage: Eukaryota; Metazoa; Chordata; Actinopteri; Cichliformes; Cichlidae
Gene: apoc2
Product: apolipoprotein C-II
Exons: 4
Coding region: 41-334 (97 amino acids)
Biological process (GO): lipid metabolic process; lipid transport
Cellular component (GO): chylomicron
Molecular function (GO): enzyme activator activity
Source: RefSeq, a predicted model, not a curated record